This is a messenger RNA of Morus notabilis, 1551 nucleotides long. RefSeq names its product GDP-mannose 3,5-epimerase 1. The record is from RefSeq and is a predicted model, not a curated record. Gene Ontology annotation, molecular function: GDP-mannose 3,5-epimerase activity; NAD binding. The transcript has 7 exons. NCBI's taxonomy places the organism in Eukaryota, Viridiplantae, Streptophyta, Magnoliopsida, Rosales, Moraceae. Bases 210 to 1328 code for a protein of 372 amino acids.
UCGGAAAAUCGGAAAAUCACUGUACUUAGUACAGUAACUUUCCGACCUCCUUUAGUAGUAUGUAUAAUGUAUAAUGUCCGAGUCCGAGGUCUCCCAGUUGAGAUCUGUUUGUGAACUUCUCUACCCACGUUCGUUAUAUUGUUAUCUUUCUCCUACGUAAUCGACUUUAGUUUCGUCGAAAAAGCUUUCUGGAAUUUAACUGGUGCAGAAUGGGAAGUAUAUAUGGAGAAUACACCUAUGAGAGCCUGGAGAGGGAACCAUACUGGCCUUCCGGAAAGCUUCGAAUUUCCAUAACCGGAGCUGGCGGUUUCAUUGCCUCACACAUCGCGAGGCGAUUGAAGAGUGAGGGCCAUUACAUUAUUGCUUCCGACUGGAAGAAAAAUGAGCACAUGACAGAGGACAUGUUCUGCCAUGAGUUCCAUCUAGUUGAUCUUAGAGUGAUGGAGAACUGUUUGAAGGUCACUAAUGGAGUUGACCAUGUGUUCAACCUUGCCGCAGACAUGGGUGGCAUGGGUUUUAUUCAGUCCAACCAUUCGGUCAUCAUGUACAACAACACAAUGAUCAGCUUUAAUGUUCUUGAGGCUGCAAGAAUCAAUGGAGUUAAAAGGCUUUUUUAUGCCUCUAGUGCCUGCAUAUAUCCUGAAUUUAAACAGUUGGAUACGAAUGUGAGCUUGAAGGAGUCUGAUGCUUGGCCUGCAGAGCCUCAAGAUGCUUAUGGCUUAGAGAAGCUCAUGAGUGAAGAAAUAUGCAAGCACUAUAACAAGGACUUUGGUAUCGAAUGUCGUAUUGGACGGUUUCACAACAUUUAUGGACCUUUUGGAACAUGGAAAGGUGGGAGAGAGAAGGCUCCGGCUGCUUUCGGUAGAAAAGCCAUUACUUCCACUGAUAGGUUUGAGAUGUGGGGCGAUGCACUACAAACUCGGUCUUUCACCUUCAUUGACGAAUGUGUGGAAGGUGUCCUAAGAUUGACAAAGUCAGACUUCCGAGAGCCAGUAAACAUCGGAAGCGAUGAGAUGGUUAGCAUGAACGAAAUGGCCAAGAUAGUCCUGAGCUUUGAGAACAAGAACCUCCCCAUCCAUCACAUUCCAGGGCCCGAGGGUGUCCGCGGUCGAAACUCGGACAACACCCUUAUCAAGGAAAAGCUUGGCUGGUCUCCUACUAUGAAGUUGAAGGAUGGGCUGAGAAUCACGUACUUUUGGAUAAAGGAACAGAUUGAGAAAGAGAAAGCUCAAGGCGUUGAUUUGUCAGUUUAUGGGUCCUCCAAAGUUGUGGGGACACAAGCACCUGUUCAACUGGGUUCUCUACGUGCUGCUGAUGGCAAAGAAUGAAGCUGGUUUUGCCAAAUUUGUGUCAAGUUUACAAGUCAUUCUGAGCAAAGCUCACUAAAAUUACGCGGCAGUGGAAUAUUGGGUUUGGCUGGUUUCUCAUUUGUAUGUGAUUUUCUGUUUGUUCUUGUGUUCAUGAGAAAAGGGUAUUUUUCUGUUUUGCAUAUAUUUGAAGAAAUCGGUUCAAAAAUUAUUUUAUCAAAUUCAGCCCGGGAAAUAUAUAGUC